This is a messenger RNA of Limulus polyphemus (Atlantic horseshoe crab), 2832 nucleotides long. RefSeq lists its product as uncharacterized. The record is from RefSeq and is a predicted model, not a curated record. The transcript is spliced from 5 exons. The coding region runs from base 515 to 1354 and encodes 279 amino acids. NCBI's taxonomy places the organism in Eukaryota, Metazoa, Arthropoda, Merostomata, Xiphosura, Limulidae.
AUUUCUACAGAAAGUUAACCAACGACCCAAGACGUAACAAUAUACAUACACCUCUUCCUUCUCACAAGUAUUAGGAAGAAUCGCUUGGGAAAUGCCAACAUAACUUCCGCUUUCGCUGCAAGUAAUUGCACUUUGUGAUUGGUGAUUUUGUGGACCAAUAGUAAAAGAUGUAUGCUGCACGUACCUUUACGAAUUGCCAAGAGUGACGUUAUUAGGGUGAAGAUAAUACGAGAAAGAAGAAUUAGUCAUGGUACGAUUAAAAGUUGUUUACAUUACCUUUACACUAAAUAAAAGUUAGAAGAUUGGCAGAACAUUGUGUGUAACAUACAAAAUAUUGAGAUCGUUAUUUGAAUGUUUUGUGUUAAAUUAGAUAUUAUUCACGGAACUAAAAGAUUUGGACUUUUUUGCUUAGAAGUUGAGUAAAACUUGCAGUAAUGCCGAGAGAAUAGAUGCAAAUCGGGUAAAAACAACAUUAAAUACGUGGAAUAAGCCAUUCCCUAAACAAAGUUGAAACAUGGAGAGAGUGUAUUUUUCUGAGACCAACAUUAGCAAUGAUACAGAAACAAUGAAACGAUUGCAACUUGCAACAGAUGAAGAGAGGGCUGAAUGGAAAAAGAUGAAUCAGAAUUAUGUAAAAGUAGGAGAUUUUUUGGUUGGUGUAACACCAGGAGAUUUUUAUGAAGGUAAACAUGGAUAUAUUGUAGAAAUGGGCAAUGGGUUGAACUUUGAAAUCAUGCUAAAAACUUUUCUAAAUUCUUUUUGUAAUGUGGAUCUUUACGUUGAUGGGAAAAUGGUAGCUUGUCUUCAGUUAAAGCCUCACCAGAGAGUGAAUAUAGAUGGACCUCAAGAUUCAGACAAUAAGUUUGUGUUUCUGCGUGCUAAAGAUGCACCUGUGGAGGCAGGGAUAACAUUUGGUUUGGAAGACAAUGGUAUUAUUGAAGCUGUUUUCAUCCCACAAAAACUUGGCAUCCAAGAACGUGUGUCAGUUUCCACCAUUUCUGUUGAAGAAGAUGAAUGUGCUCUCAACAACCAGUUGCUGAGCAUUCUAGACAAUGUUCUUGGUCAUCCAGAGGUUUUAGGAGAAGCAGGUAAUGCUGCAGAAACCUUUCAUGGUGAUGAUGAAAGGGGAAUAUCUCGGUCAGUUGAAGAUAAUUGGUGUUCAGGAGCAGUUGCUCUUCAAGGCAAGCAGUCAAAAAAACAGAAAGAAAAAGCUACAGACAUAGAAACUGAUGAGAACAAAAAGACAAUUAUAUAUAUUCGUCUUGUAACUAAGGAAGAUGAUGAUCCUGUUAAACUUGAUCCAGCAAAACCAAUUAUUCCAUUAGCAUCAAAAAAACCACCACCUUUAUUUUGAAGAAACUCAGGAGCUUAAACAUUGAUAAAAAUUAUGUUUGAAUUAUUCAUUUUAAACUAUAUAUGUUUUUAUUUCAUAUGCCAUUUGAAGUGAUUUUAUUCACUUAUUUUAUUUUAUUCACUUUUGUUUAAAAUAUUCUAUCCUCUUAAUAACAUUACAAGGUAUCUCUGUUAAUGAAAAUUUUAAAUUCAAAAAUAAAGGAAAAAUAAUAAUGUUAUGUUAUGCAUAAUAAUAGUGGCUUCUGACAUAUCUUCAAAAAAAAUGUUGUAGAGAUAAGGAUAUAACCUCUUGUUUUUGUCAUAAAUAUAGAUGUAUAAUUAAUUACAAUUUCUUUUUUUACUAUGGCAUUGUAGGUGUAUAACUCAAAAUAUAAUUAUAAAAGAGAAAUUUUGUUAAAGAAGUGAAAAUUUAUAAUAUGAAAUGUUUGUAUGACUCCUAUAUUUCUAGACGUAUUUGAAUGUUUUUUGCAUUGUGGCUUUUGCAUCCUAUUUUUCAGAAACACUACUCAGUCUCCAUAGAACUGGUAGCUAUUACGUCACACCACUAUUAUGCAAUCUGCAGAGCACAGAUAGCCCAUUGUGUAGCUUUGUGCUUAACGUACGAGUGAAUGUAAAGAAAAAUAUGUCAACUACACUACAUGUGCCAUAUGCAGGACGCCGAGGUCUUGCCAAAUAUCAGGGAUCGUCAUAACACUUGAGAUAUGAAAGACGUAGUGGUAUUCUAGGUGCUAUUUAUAUCAUCAGUUUUCAUGAACGUCUCAUAUCGUGUGAACUACAUUAAGUAGGAUAAUUGUAAUUGUUUUUAAUUCUAUUUAAAUAAUUUACAAAUCGGGUUUUUGAUUAAGGAUUAAUAACAAAUUUAUCUAUUUUGUUUUUAACGCCUGCUAUAUAUCUUUUAUUCUUUUUAUUAUUUUUUUAUCUGAACUAACUUUACUUUCAUUCAGAAAAACCGACAAACCAGCAAACUUGUCUCGUUGCUGGAGCUGGUCUAGCAACCACAGCGUCAACGGGAUAACUAGCUUAGAAAUUCUAAGAAAUUAUAAGUGAAAGGUAAAGAAGAAUAGCAUAAAUCAACCACCCUACAUCUGCUAUAUCCAGUGACAACAAGGCCCUUAGCCAAAAGCCGGGCUCGUCAAGCCGAUUAGGAUAUUAUAAGAUUCUGAAAGUUGUUUUUUAACAUAUUAAUGCAAAAACAAUUCAACAACCAUACGCAUUGACAAAUGGUUCUUUAAUGAGUAAGAAUAUUAACUUGUGAAAAAAGGAAAAAACUCGAAAGAUACACACCAGAUACAACUAGGUAGUAAAUCCUAAAACUCUUAAACUUCGUAAUAAAAACUAUGAAUACGGUAGUAUAAAUAUAUCUGUAAUGAGUUAAAAAAGGCUUUUUAAUUUCUUGAUAAAGCCCAGUAAUUCUAUCCAUUGAUGUAAGUUUUUAGAGAACAGUUUGGUGGAAAACAUUUAUUAAAUACAGAAAAACAA